Molecule: messenger RNA, 622 nt
Organism: Drosophila busckii
Lineage: Eukaryota; Metazoa; Arthropoda; Insecta; Diptera; Drosophilidae
Gene: Det
Product: baculoviral IAP repeat-containing protein 5
Exons: 3
Coding region: 179-622 (147 amino acids)
Source: RefSeq, a predicted model, not a curated record
GGCCGGCUGAUGUAUAGUUUCCGGAGUUGGCAGCCCCGCAUGUACUGUCGAUAAUACUCUCUCAUUUUGAUUUUUUAUGGUGGAUAAUACGUGCUAAUUCAAACAACGACGCUUGCCCGCUGCGCUUGUUUUAGCAAAGUUAUUUUAAAUUUGUUUCGUAAAAAAACUGCAAUUAAUAAUGAAUACAACAGUUGAUAUGAAUGAAAACAAGCUGGAGUCGUUUCGAGAAUUCCAUGUGCUGGAAAAACAUCGCAUGGAAAGCUACAAAGAUUGGCCAUUCCCAGCUGACUCAGCCUGCAGCAUAAAUAAGAUGGCUGAAGCUGGCUUCUACUGGACAGGCAACGCUCGUGAGCCCGAUACAGUCACUUGCUUUGUUUGUGGCAAAACAUUAGACGGCUGGGAGUCCGAGGAUGAUCCUUGGAAGGAGCACCUAAGGCAUGCGCCGCAAUGUGAGUAUGCCAAAUUGGGUUGCAAGGAAAAGGACUUAACGGUGGGCCAAUUUUUAAAAAUAUUUACUAAUGUUGUUAACAAAAAAAUAGAAAUGAAUGUAAAGAAAUUUAAAGCAAAUUUCACAAAGAAGAAUGAGGCCAAACUUGAUGAAUUUGUUAAACUGCAUUAUUAG